Candidula unifasciata is the source of this 714-nucleotide messenger RNA. Lineage: Eukaryota; Metazoa; Mollusca; Gastropoda; Stylommatophora; Geomitridae. The record is from the annotation of a GenBank genome assembly.
AUGAUCAUACAAGAUUUCUUGGUAAAACGGAGAUGGAUCAUACUAACGUUUUCAUUUGCGGCCGUCACACUGGCAACAUCCGCAUAUCUUAUCUACAGGGAAGUUUACCGCCCUAAACCGCCCAACGCCAUUCUAUCCAAGUACGGGUACCUGUUCCGACAGAAGAAGGACAUGGCAAUCCUAAACCAGCUGAUCCAGUCCCAGACGGCCUUGCCAGUGAAGGUCACGGACGAGCCAACCACAGACACAUGCCACUUGUCGUGUUCCGACAAAACAAUGGGACAACAAAACCAUCAUGACGUCAGCAACGAGGGCAAUACAACCGAAGGUCAGUGGUUCUCAAACCACACCCAGGCGGGACAUGAUGAGUACAUAGUGAACUACAGAGAGCCCCAAGCUGAGGCCCUAAGAGAUCAACCUCAGAUCAAAUAUGUGUAUCACGGAUGCUGUCGCUCACGGCAGCAGUAUAUGUCACCACCCAAGUUGAAGGCGCACACAACAAAGAAGAUGGUGCACAUUGUCCAGUUCAGAGACAAAGGCCAGUUUUUUCUCACUGACCACUGCAAGCACGAGAAAGAUUGCGACAGAGGCUGUCAGUGUAGACAACAACUGGUCACCGCCGUGGCCUUGGUUGUGGACUUCUAUCCCAAACACACAAAUGUCAACGAAGAUGUCUACAACGAUUACGUCGAGAGGAAUGCUAGGAUAGAAUUG